This is a messenger RNA of Magallana angulata, 5090 nucleotides long. Its product is annotated as tyrosine-protein kinase Abl-like. Bases 200 to 4000 code for a protein of 1266 amino acids. The record is from RefSeq and is a predicted model, not a curated record. NCBI's taxonomy places the organism in Eukaryota, Metazoa, Mollusca, Bivalvia, Ostreida, Ostreidae. Gene Ontology annotation, molecular function: ATP binding; non-membrane spanning protein tyrosine kinase activity; protein binding. Gene Ontology annotation, biological process: protein phosphorylation. The transcript is spliced from 11 exons.
AAGACCAACAUGGCGGACUCGGAAGGAAGGAAGUGAAUACGAGGGAAUAGAUUAUCGACUUUUUCCCUGUUGUGUCAACCAUAUGAAUUUAAGUAUUUCCUCCAAAUUUGCUACCUACUACUUAACUACAAUGACGUGAAGCGGUGCAGACACCAUGCAAGGAGAAGGGGGCUAGGGAGUAGAAAACCGUAGGAGAGAGAUGGGAGCCCAACAAGGGAAAGAAGGAAAUCCUAAACCGGCCAAAUCCAAGACAAAGAAGGAACCGCCCCCGGCCAAGAUUCCCCAGGGGAACUUUUUCCCUUCUGACCAACCCGAUACACCGACCUUGACGACCCGGCCUCUACCUCCAUCUCCUCUAGGUGACUUCCUGAACACAAAAUGGAUGUCGAAGGAGAACCUGCUAGCACAGAACGAGGAUGAUCCCAAUUUGUUUGUGGCUUUGUACGACUUUCAAUCAGGGGGAGACAACCAGCUCAGCAUUAUCAAAGAAGGGGAACAAAUCACAAUCUUGGGGUAUAACAAGGGUGGCGAGUGGUGUGAGGUCAAGAACAAAGCCGGGGAGAUUGGCUGGGUGCCUAGCAACUACAUUGCCCCUGUCAACAGUCUGGACAAGUUCUCCUGGUACCAUGGACAGAUCUCCAGAAAUGCCUCCGAGUACCUGCUCAGUAGCGGCAUCAACGGCAGCUUCCUUGUUAGAGAAAGUGAAAGUAGUCCAGGUCAAAGGUCAAUCUCUGUACGGUUUGAAGGACGGGUCUACCAUUACAGAAUUAGUGAUGACUCAGAUGGAAAGGUUUACGUGACAGCUGAGCACAGAUUCAACACUCUAGCUGAACUAGUCCACCACCACUCCAUUCACUCUGAUGGUCUGGUCACCACUCUCCUGUAUCCAGCACCAAAACGCCAGAAACCCACAGUGUUUGGCCUCAGUCCAGAGCCAGAUAGGUGGGAGAUAGAGAGGACAGAGAUUGCCAUGAAGCACAGGCUAGGUGGAGGACAGUAUGGAGAUGUGUAUGAAGCAAUAUGGAAGCGCUACAAUAAAACAGUGGCUGUCAAAACUCUGAAAGAGGACACCAUGGCUCUCAAAGAUUUCCUGGAGGAAGCCUGUAUCAUGAAGGAGAUGAAGCACCCCAAUCUAGUCCAAUUACUAGGUGUUUGUACACGAGAGCCUCCUUUCUACAUUGUAACGGAGUUUAUGGCCCAGGGUAACUUGUUGGAUUACUUGCGUAGUACCUCAAAAGAUGACAUCGGCCCUACAGUAUUGAUGUACAUGGCUACACAGAUAGCUUCAGGAAUGGCCUAUUUGGAGGCCAGAUGCUUCAUACACAGAGACUUGGCUGCCAGGAACUGCUUGGUGGGCCCUGACCACCUGGUGAAGGUGGCAGACUUUGGUCUGGCACGACUCAUGAAGGAUGACACUUACACUGCUCAUGCUGGGGCAAAGUUUCCCAUCAAAUGGACUGCCCCAGAGGGCCUGGCCUUCAACAGAUUCUCCACCAAGUCAGAUGUUUGGGCAUUUGGGGUCCUUCUUUGGGAACUGGCCACCUAUGGGAUGUCACCUUACCCAGGGGUUGAGCUGACAGAAGUGUAUCAUCUGCUAGAGAGACAGUAUAGAAUGGACCGGCCAGCUGGCUGUCCUGCUAACGUCUACGAACUUAUGAUGAAAUGCUGGCAGUGGGAUCCUAAGGACCGACCUACAUUUCAAGAGAUCCACAACUCCUUAGAACACAUGUUUGACAAGUCAAGUCUAAAUGAAGAAAUCGAAAAAGAGUUGGAGAAAACAGACUCCAAAAAAAUUCCAAUUCUACAGUCCUCCAAGAAAAGGAAUGUAGCAGAGAGUGACCUCAUUGCAGAUGGAGGACAAAUGAGUGCUAGUUCCACACCAUUAAUUGGAAGAAAAGUUUUACCCUCCAGGAAUUCAGAUGAAUCACUGCGACAGGUGUCUGCUGUAUUAUCAAACAAGGCCAAGAAAAAGGGUGGGGCGGCACCCCCUCCUCCACGAAGGACCACAUCUUGUAAAGAGGAAAAUUCAAGUAUGGAGAGUGAAUUAAAGGCCAAGAUGAAGCUUCAAAAAGCCAAGAUCGAAAGUUCUGGUAGUAAAGUGGAUUUCUAUGGCGAGAAUGACUUGGACCAAUCCUCUGUUAGUGACUUUGGACCAACAAUUUCGUUGCAACCAUCCAAGCGUUUAGAACUGGGAUCACCGAAAACGUUCCAGAGAAUGGAUUCCAAAGAAGGAAUGAGAACUUCAGAGGAUGGAAGCAUUGGCCAAAACAGUUCCGACAGUGUUAAGCGAGCACCUAUAGACAAAUCAAAAUACAUGAUUAAUGUGGAUAGUGCAACUAAAUCUCCUUCUCAAGGAGAUAAAAAUGCUACCCGGAAAUUCUCUAUUCCUUAUCAUCGAGAACUAAGACUAGCUUCUGAUGUUGAAAACACAAGAAAGUCAGACAAGGAAACCAACACAAAUUUCUUAGAGGAGAACAAAGACUUUGGUCAGGUGCAAGUGAAAGGUAGAACGUAUCCUAAGAAAGCUCUACCUCUUCCAUCACAUGCUCUUCAGAGAAAAAAGUCAGGUGAACCAUUCAGGAGAGUCGAAUCUGAAAAAAGCAGUACAAUGGUAGCCAGGAGUUUAGACGCAGAAUCUGAUCAAGUCACCAUUGGUCGUUUAGAUGUGAACAAUGUAACAAAAGCUAUAAGUCGUUAUGGGACCAUUCCCAAAGGCAGGCGGAUCGAAGCUUACUUAGCCUCCAUGGAAAGCAAUGUGGAGCAGCAAAGAGUAGACAACCUUCCCACCGUGGAAGAUCACGAUUCUGGAACAGACACAGCAAGCAUCGCUUCAUGUCCGGUGUUGUUACCAGAAAGUGAGAAUGGACCAGCUGUUGAUCAAUGGAGACAAAACCAAAAUGUGGUCCCUCCUGAUUCUGUAGAAGGAAUAAAACCUGAACCUAAUGUAAAACCAUCUGCUGUUGUUAAGUCACAGUCUCAUCAUGUGAUAGCUGAGAAUCAAAAUUCUCAUUUUAAUUCCCUUCUUCAAAGACAGAAAUCAGACUUAACACACACUGGUGGUGCUUUAGACUCUUUUUCUCGGCAAUAUCCUGAUCCAGCUCAGAAACCAAAACCUAGUCCACGAUUAUCCAGAAUGUACACUGACCCCCCUGAUCAAGAAAACCAUCAUGAUAAGAGCAUGGACCAAGUGCCCCCUUCCUCUAUGUCCCAGAGUUUGUACAAAUCUCUUCCUAGCUACUCUGUAGACAAAUCUGGAGACAAUGUAUUCAAUCCCAAGCUUCCCUCAGAAAUUAAGAAACAGUCAGAGUUUAAUUCCCCUAACAUGAGGCCACAUCUCGCUCAAAAAAUGAGGUCAGCAUCAAUUGGUGAUUAUCCGUACACUGAGGAGGCUGCUGAGAAGGAAGACAAACAGAGUGCUUCAGUGUUAUCAAAAGUAGCAAUGUUUCAGUCUGCAGGCCCAGACUUUGGACAGUUUAAACCCUUUGCUAGGGGAGAGCAUGAUAGGAAUUCAAUGAGGGAAGGAAAAGCAAGUAACAUUGAUGACAUUAUUGGUAGUAAACCAAAACCACCCCCACAUAGUAUGCAGCAGAUGUUUAUGUCAAAAUCUACAUUUGAUUCCUUGGAGCCAGUGCAUGAAAAUUAUCCACAUGGAGGGGGAAAUUCGGAUUCGGACCUUCCUGUCGUGUCUCGUGACAGUAUUCUUAAUUUGUCAGAAGAUGUCUUAUCUUCUCUUCAAAACUUAACCAGCACAGGAAACAAAAACAGCGCAAACUUUAUGAUCCUGUAUGAAAAAGUUCUACAGUUUCAUGACUUAUGUUCUCAGUUCUUUGAUUCCAUGCCCCCUCACGCUAAGUUUCACGCCAAGGAAUUAUUAUCACGCCUACUGACUCAAAGUGAAAAUGUCAAAACCAUUUGUAGUUCCAACCCCUCAAUGGGAAUGAAAAUUAUUAGUGAUGUCCAUGCCUCUAUCCAAGAAAUUGUGGAUCUGAUAAGAAAAUGAGCUUUGAACUUGCAUGUAAAUCCAGUUUUAAUCUCUGAACAGUGAAAUUUGUCAGGUUGUAUUUCUGGGGCAUGUGUACUUUUUAAUAUGACAUACAUGUAUAUAUGUAUUUUUACUUUUAAUAGCGUCUCAGUUUAUCAAGUGCUGGCAUUGCUAUUCCACACAAACAUUGAUUUUUUUUUUUAUGAAAUGGCAUUAUUUUUCACAGCAUUGCCAAUGUAUUACUAUACACUAGGUUGUAAGUUGCAUUCAGUGGCCUGAUAAGGUUGUCUAUAGAGUUAUGCCCCUUUCUGAUUUUAAAAGAGCAUGUUCCAGAGAUCUUGAGAAUCUUCCAUGUAUUUUAACCAAGGUGUCAUAUUUUGUGUGAAACUCAUUUAUUCUCAUCUGUAGGGUUUUCAUCAUUUUUUCGUUUCUGCUCUGUAGAUAGAUCACCAGUGUAAUACUGCGGCUGAUUUCACAACCUUGAGGUUUCUUCUUUACAAUCUUUUGAUUGGUUAGCUUCUUUAUUUGCAAUAUGAACUGUCGUAUACAAGCGUAAAAUAUAAAUUUGGGAUAGAGACAAAACAAAAUCUUUUUAUUGAAUACUUUUAAUUUCCUGCGAUGGACAUCUUGAAAUUGGACAUGAUCUAAUGGUGCAAUAUAACAAUUAUUUUUUGAGUUUGAAAAAAGUAAUAGUAUCAUCGUUUCAAAUUUGAAACAUAAGGAAUUGGUUGUUAAAAAAGAGGUAUUAAAUGAAUAUUUUACAUCAGAAUGAUUGUUUUAGUGAUUGGCAGUCAAUAUCCAGUAUAUUUUGGUUUAAAAUAAAACACAGCUUUGCUAAGUUUUGUACAUGUACAAAUAUUUUCUGUUUAUUGUCUGUAGUGUGUGUAGGGUUAGCUCCAAUUGUUUUGGAGUACCACAUAAAUGAGAGAGAAUGUGGGAUGAUUAAGUUAUUGGAGAACAAACCGUUGUAGCAAUGUGAAUGAUAGAGGACUUCCAUGUUCUUCAUACAUGUCCAGAAAGCAAGCUUUAUUUAACUUCUUUUUAAUACUCAAGGUUACCAUAAUUUGUAAAUGAAUCUUUUCAAUGAAAAAUACAUUUAUAUAAGUGA